This is a messenger RNA of Pseudovirgaria hyperparasitica, 1757 nucleotides long. RefSeq names its product MFS general substrate transporter. Lineage: Eukaryota; Fungi; Ascomycota; Dothideomycetes; Acrospermales; Acrospermaceae. The transcript is spliced from 3 exons. Gene Ontology annotation, molecular function: polyamine transmembrane transporter activity. Gene Ontology annotation, biological process: transmembrane transport; intracellular polyamine homeostasis. The record is from RefSeq and is a predicted model, not a curated record. The annotation marks the transcript as partial.
AUAUGGCGGGUUUAUGGAGUCAACAUCAUGGUGAAGACGCAUCAACGGGAGACUUAUCCCUAGUAGAGUCGCGGCCAUACACUCCGAAAUCUAAAAAUGAGGAAGAGAGCGACCAAUCUUCCAAUGCGUCGUCUCAGAUCCUAGUUCCACCGCCAGAGCGCCCAACUCAGCCACAUCCACUGUCAAGAUCACUCUCGGUAGGGUCAAGAGUUGUAGCAGCUGUGGCCGUUCCACACAAUGAGCGUAGGGGGUUGCUUGCAUUUCUGACACUUGUCCCAGAGGUCACGAAGCCUACUGACUAUACCUCUACUACGAAAUGGUCUCUAACGGCACUUGUUUCAAUAGCGGCUGCUGCUGCUCCAGCUGGUUCCGCCAUUAUCAUGCCAGCCCUUGCUGACAUUGCAGAAGACUUUGAUUCCAACCCGACAGUGACGAAUCUCAGCUUGGCACUCUACGUGCUUUCAAUGUCCAUAUUUCCUCUAUGGUGGUCGUCGUUCAGUGAGACACUGGGUCGACGAACAGUAUAUGUCGCCUCAUUCAGCCUCUUCCUUGUCUGGAAUGUCCUCUCUGCCGUUUCUGUGAAUGUUAUUAUGUUCAUAGUUAUGCGUACUCUCAGUGGCGGUGCUGCCUCGAGCGUACAGGCUGUUGGAGCUGGGACGAUUGCAGACAUAUGGGAGCCGAAAGACCGUGGGAAAGCCAUGGGACUUUUCUAUCUGGGACCACUAUGCGGACCUCUCCUCGCCCCUAUGAUUGGAGGUGCUCUAGCUGAUGCUCUAGGCUGGAGAAGCACACAAUGGUUUCUGGUGGGAUUCGGUGGGAUCACCUUGAUGGGCAUCCUGCUUCUUCUGCCGGAGACUUUACUAAAACGUCAGCAAACUGUCGUAAGGACUACGAAAGUAACAGACCAUGUAUCGGAAACUGGAGACGUAGAGCCCAGACAAGACAUCGAUCCGGAAGCAGUCUUAGGGCCGAAACCUCUUAGACGCGCGUCCACGAUGCAGAGCAUCCAGCUCAAAACAAGCAAGUGGAUUCGAGUACUACGACGAUGUUUGGUUGAUCCACUUUCAAUUCUCCUUCUGCUCCGCUUCCCUGCUGUUCUUGUCACCGUAUACUAUGCUUCUAUCGCUUUCGGCUCCUUAUAUGUACUAAACGUCUCCAUACAGGAGACCUUCCGAAUCCCACCAUACGGAUUUUCGGAUUCUAUCAUCGGAUUGCUGUACAUUCCAAACAGCCUUGGCUACUUGAUUGCCUCUCUCGUUGGCGGUCGGUGGGUUGACUAUAUUAUGAAGAGGGAAGCGAGUAAAGCUGGGCGAUACGACGAAAAAGGAAGGCCGAUCUUCCAACCUGAAGACCGCAUGCGAGAGAACGCAUGGCUGGGAGCGGUCUUGUUCCCCAGCGCGCUCCUCUGGUACGGGUGGGCUGCACACAAUGGCGCGACUUGGAUCAUCCCGAUGAUUGCAAAUUUUUUCUUUGGUAUAGGCAGCAUGUUAAUCUUUCAACUCGCAACCACGAUGCUUACAGAGUUUCUUCCACGCCAGGCGUCGACUGGUAUUGCAGUGAAUAACUUUGCGCGAAACAUAUUCGGCUUCGCUGGCUCUGUAGCUGCUGAACCUGCAAUUUUAGCUAUUGGGAAUGGCUGGCUCUUCACUAUUCUCGCCAUUGUUGGUAUCAUCAGUGGUCCGAUGUGUGUAUGGAGCAUGAAGAAGUAUGGCACGAAAUGGCGUGAUUCGAUGAAUACUGCCAUGAAUGCAACAUGA